Molecule: messenger RNA, 6254 nt
Organism: Patiria miniata (bat star)
Lineage: Eukaryota; Metazoa; Echinodermata; Asteroidea; Valvatida; Asterinidae
Gene: dnmt1
Product: DNA (cytosine-5)-methyltransferase PliMCI-like
Exons: 33
Coding region: 136-4917 (1593 amino acids)
Cellular component (GO): nucleus
Molecular function (GO): DNA binding; DNA (cytosine-5-)-methyltransferase activity; chromatin binding
Source: RefSeq, a predicted model, not a curated record
GUCAGUACAUUCAUAACUCCAGCUCUCUGCGCACGAAAGACCGACGAAGACGGAGCAAAAACAAAUUCGUUAUUCUUGUUUUUCUAAAAGUUUGUUCUGUUUUGAAGGUCAGUUGUGUUGGAUAUUUGAAGCAGAAUGCCCUCAAGAAUGGACACACAGGUUGUCAUUCCUCAGGACGUUGGAGGAAGACUUGAAGAUUUAGAGCAAGACUACAAGGAUGGCGACCUGACGGAGAAGGGUUACAUCAAAAAGAAGUGCAAACUGCUGUUUGAGCAUUUGACUGCAGAAACACAGUCAAGUUUGAAGGAGCUGGACGAAGAGUUCAAAGACGAAAGCCUGACAGAGAAAGGAUACUUGUCCAAAGUUAGCGCUCUUCUCACUAGCGCUCUCAAGGAGAAGCCCAGCCCAGCUGUGAAUGGCAAUGUGACGUCCCCUCCUGCCAAGAACGGUCACGUGACAAACGGCAACGGCCACGUACAGAAUGGCAACGGAAGCCACCAAUCAGAUGCCAGCAGGGAGGACACAACCAGCCAAUCAGAGGACGAUAUGGAUACGGACGCCCCUGCCGCAGACAAAAAGGUCAAGCGGGGAAAGAAGGCCCAGAACGGGAAGAGGAAAGUCCUUGGUGAUGAUGGCAAGUCGUCCUCCACCGAGAGUUCCCUGGAAGACGAAAAAUCACCCCCUCUGUCGAACUCGGUCAACGGGAAGCGGAAGAGGUCACCAAAGGUCGACCCUAAGCAGAAGAGCCUCCUGAGCAUGUUUACAAAAUUACCCUCCAAGCGCAAGAGUGAAGAAAUGUCAUCUAGCAGCGCCGACUCCGAGAUGCCAGCAAGCAGCAGCAGCAGCAGGGAGAGUUCGGAGGUCAAACAAGAGGUCAAAGUUCAAGAGGAGAAGAGGAUAAAGACGGAGGAGGACGAGUCGCUCACAGACGAGACGAAUGACGCUGACAUCCAACAAGACGUCAAUGGUGACGUGAAAGAGGAGUGUAAUGAUGGACCACAACUGCGCAAGAGGUCCGAGUCCACGACCCCGGCGAACAUUCCAAAAUCGCCAACAAAGCAAGCGCCGCCACGCUGUAAAGAUUGCCGUCAGCUAUUGGACGAUCCUGAUCUGAAGAUUUUUCCUGGCGACCCAGAAGAUGCUCGUGAAGAGUUUGUGACUCUCACGGACCCUAGCCUGUCACUGCUCAGCGGUGAUGAGGAGGAGACCAUGGGCUACGACGAAAGGCUACAGUUCAAAAUCACCAACUUCUGUGUUUAUGACAAGAACACUCAUUUGUGCGCCUUUGACUCCGGGCUGAUUGAGAAAAACAAAGAGCUUUUCUUCAGCGGUUACGUCAAGCCAAUCUAUGAUGACAACUCCAGCAUCGAGGGUGGUAUUCCUACCAAGGCCAUGGGACCCAUCAAUGAGUGGUGGACGGCCGGAUUUGAUGGAGGAGAAAAAGCUCUGAUUGGGUUUGGAACAGCCUUUGCCGAGUAUAUCUUGAUGGUGCCCUCGGAGGCCUACACACCAUUCUGGAAGGCCAUGCAGGAGAAGAUCUACAUGAGCAAGAUUCUGAUUGAAUUCAUACAGAAUAACCCUGAGGCGGAAUACGAGGACCUCAUCAACCAGAUCGAGACCACUGUGCCACCAGAAAACUGCAGCAGUUUCACUGAAGAUUCGCUGCUACGCCACGCUCAGUUUGUCGUAGAACAGGUUGAGAGUUACGAUGAAGGAGCGGACGAGGAGGAAACGUUACUCAUCACCACACCCUGCAUGAGGGAUCUCAUCAAGCUGGCUGGCGUCACCCUGGGAAAGAGACGAGCAGUACGUAAAGCGGCCCGCAAGGCGCCCAAGGCCGAGAAGAAGCAGAUGCGCUCCAUGGCCACCGUCACCCCGCUGGUCCGCAACAUCUUUGAUAUCUUCUUCAGGGGACAGAUCCAGAAGGAGCAAGGGAACAUCAUCCGCAAGAGACGAUGCGGCAUAUGCGAGGUGUGCCAGGCAGCCGACUGCGGCAAGUGCGCAGCCUGUCAAGACAUGAUCAAGUUUGGCGGCACAGGGAGAACCAAGCAGGCCUGCAUGAGCCGGCGGUGCCCCAACAUGGCCGUCAAGGAGGCUGAAGACAACGACGACACUGAAAACGAGGAGGAGGAGAAUGUCAUCGACACGCGACGCCGCGGCCACAAGACGGCACUAGAGACCAAGAGGAAGAAGAGGACUCCCGUGGAUUGGCUAGGCGACCCCAUCAAGGUGGAGGGUUCUCGGAGCUACUACGCCUCGGCUCUGGUUGGCGACGAGAAGGUCGAUGCUGGCGACUUUGUGCUGGUCCACCCCGAUGACCCCGAACGACCUCUAUUCAUCGCCAAGAUUGUCUACAUGUUCCAAGAAAAAGGGGAUGAUUUGAUGUUCCACGCUCAUUGGUUCAUGUAUGGCUCGGAGACAGUACUGGGUGAAACCUCGGAUCCUCUGGAGCUUUUCCAGGUUGAUGAGUGCCAAGACACCUACCUUGCUUCUGUCAGCUCCAAGUGCAAGGUGAUCUACAAAGAGGUGUCGCCUGACUGGUACUCCUUGGGCGGGAUUGAGAACCCAGAGGACGAUGCGGUGAUCAAGGAGGACGACCAUCGCACCUUCUUUUAUCAGAAGUGGUACGAUCCGGAGCUGGCACGCUUUGAGGACGUCAAGACCGUGCCGCGACCCAAGGGGGCGCCAAAAUACCGCUUCUGCGCAUCCUGUGUCAAGACGGAGGAAACUCAAAAGAGAGAAGCCCCACAGGUCGGAGAACAAACCAAGAAUCCAGACGGAGAUAGCAAAGUAUACUACAGUUCGUCCUCAUUCCAAGGCGUCGACUAUCGCAUUGGUGACAGCGUUUUCUUGAUGCCUGACGCGUUCUCUUUUAACAUCAAGGCAAAAAGUGCACCCAUCAAGAAGUACACCAAGAAAGAAGUGGACGAGGAACUUUACCCUGAGUACUACCGCAAGACCACCGAUUACAUCAAGGGCAACAAUCGCGAGUGUCCCGAGCCGUUUCGUAUCGGUCGCAUCGUUGGCAUCUUCACGCGCAAGGGCUCGGAGGACAUCAAGCUGCGCGUCCAGAAGUUCUACCGGCCGGAGAACACCCACAAGGGGGCGUCCGCGGGACAACAGUCGGAUCUGAACCUCCUGUACUGGAGCAAUGAAGAGGCCACAGUUGACCUGACCGGUGUUCAGGGUAAGCCCACCGUCGUUUGUGGCGAUGACGUCCCAGGAUCCAUCCAUGACUACUGCAAUGGCGGACAGUAUCGAUUCUACUUCCUAGAGGCGUACAACAGUGAAACUAAACAGUUUGAAGAUCCGCCGUCAGAGGCCCGCAACACAAGCACCAAAGGAAAGGGUAAAGGCAAAGGCAAGGGAAAAGGCAAGGGCAAGUCUUCAGAGGAAUCUGUCAAGGUUGAAGAGGACGAAGAGCUGUUUUUCCAGAAACUGAAGUCGCUGGACGUGUUUGCUGGAUGCGGAGGUUUAUCAGAGGGAUUCCACCAGGCCGGUCUGUGUGAAAGCAACUGGGCCAUUGAGAUAGAUGAACCGGCCGCCCAGGCCUUCAGGCUGAACAACCCCGGCAGCACGGUGUUCACUGACGACUGUAACCUGCUCCUAAAACUGGCCAUGGAAGGUGAGAAGACCAACGGCCGUGGGCAGAAGUUACCCCAGCGUGGUGAGGUGGAAGUCCUGUGCGGUGGCCCGCCAUGUCAGGGAUUCAGUGGUAUGAACCGCUUCAACUCCAGGGAAUACUCCAAAUUCAAGAACUCACUGAUUUCUUCCUACCUCAGCUACUGUGAUUACUACCGACCCAAGUUCUUUCUCCUGGAGAACGUGCGCAACUUUGUCUCUUACAAGAAGAACAUGGUGCUCAAGCUAGCUCUCCGGUGCUUGGUCCGCAUGGGAUAUCAGUGCACCUUUGGAGUGCUACAAGCUGGUCACUACGGCGUCCCCCAGACUCGUCGUCGGGCCAUCAUCCUCGCCGCUGCCCCGGGCCAGAAGCUGCCUUUCUACCCAGAGCCCAACCACGUCUUUGCUCCCCGGGCAUGCCAGCUCAGCGUGCUCGUGGACGAGCGCAAGAUCAACAGUAACAUCUCUUGGCUUGAGUCGGCACCGUAUCGCACCAUCACGGUGCGUGCGGCCAUGUCGGAUCUGCCGGAGAUACACAACGGCCACCAGAAACUGGAGAUCUCGUACGACGGCGAGCCGCAGUCUGCCUUCCAGAGAAAGAUCCGCGGCAACCAGUACCAGCCCAUCCUGCGUGAUCACAUCUGUAAGGAGAUGAGUCAGUUGGUAGCGACUCGUAUGCGACACAUUCCUCUAGCCCCGGGAUCUGAUUGGAGGGAUCUGCCUAACAUUCAGAUCACCCUGCCUGAUGGCAACAUCUGCCGUAAACUGCGCUACACCCAUAAGGACAAGAAAAACGGCUACUCCAGCAAUGGCUCGCUGAGGGGCGUCUGCUCGUGCGCCGAGGGCGAGAAGUGCGACACGGCCUACCGUCAAUUCAACACGCUCAUUCCCUGGUGCCUGCCCCACACCGGUAACCGGCACAACCACUGGGCAGGGUUGUACGGCCGACUGGAGUGGGACGGAUUCUUCAGUACUACGGUGACCAACCCCGAGCCAAUGGGCAAACAGGGUCGUGUUCUUCACCCAGAGCAGCACCGUGUGGUCAGUGUCCGUGAGUGCGCUCGUUCCCAGGGCUUCCCUGACACCUACCGCUUCUUUGGAACAAUCCUAGAAAAACACCGACAGGUCGGCAACGCAGUCCCCCCACCCUUGUCGGCAGCUAUAGGCCGUGAGAUCAAGAAGUGUGUCGUCGCCAAGGCAAAGGAGGACAGAACCGACCCAAAGAAGCAGGAGCAGCCGGCCCAGACUGUCAAGGAAGAGGAGGUUGUAAAGAAAGAGGAGGUUGAGAUGGAUUGAGGUCACGUGUGGGUUAAAGGUCAGAGGUUGUUCCAGACUACUGAUGAAUAUUCAUGAGUCGGAUGUCACUGGUAGUUGGCAGACUAGAAGUCAAAAUUAUAAAAGGUUGAAAGGUUGAAAAACCACACUGAUUACAUUAAUUUGUAAUUCAAGGACCUGGGGCAAAAACAAUGUGACAUCUGAGAAAAUUGAGGUUGGAAUGGGUCAAAGUUUGUAGUUGAAAGGUUAAAGGUUACUCUAGGGUCAAUGAUAUCUGUAAAUACAUUGAUAAGUUGAAAAUUGGAUCUCCUUUCAUUAAAUAAAAUUCCUAUACUGCAUUUAUUUUUAUUGGCAGUGUCUUGCGUCACAAUGGCUUUUAUAUACUACCUCAGUUGUUUUAAAAGGCGGUCUUUUACGGAAUCACUUUGGAAAAGGUGCUCUGUUUAUGAUGAAACCUAUCCAGGUGGUUUGAAUGGAACUAUGGGGAUUGAUUCCAGAGAUCAGCUGAAAUUGGAGAAAUCGGUUGAAAUUAUAAUUGGUUGAUCGUGAUGGACGUAGCACAUUCCAUAGCAUUAUCCACAGCUGUAAAUGUCUAUGCUUAUGUUUUAAAUGAAAGAAUUCAAGUCAAUGUUGAUAAUUCCCCUCAACACAGCUAGAAUUAUGGUAUUGGAUUGGUAAUGUCUCUAAUGAUACAAUUGCCCAGAAAUAUAAUGCCAGUGUUUUUGAGGAAAUCUAUUUUGAAAAUGUAAAAGAAUUGUAUUUUGUUGCUUUGUUGUAUGUGAUUAUUGCCUGCUAGCGACGUGUAAGCUUAGCGACGUUUCUAUAUGCAUAUUUCAAAUGAGGCACUAUUGAAAUCUUAUAUCUUGUAUCCGUUCUCUGUCAAUGUGUUCAUUUUGAGGAAAUUUAACAUUUUUAUUGAGAUUCGAGAUUAACAAAAAAUUCCACUUUAUAAAUAUAUCUCUUUUUUCUAAAUAUUAAUUACCAUUGUUUUUACAUGCAUUGAUUGUACUGAAUUCUAAAUUGCACAUGAAUUGUACAUAAGCAACUUUUUCUUAAAAACUGUCCUGUUUUGUGAAAUUGUUUUCCGUGGUUCAAAUGUUGUCCAUAACUUGCGCACUCUUGUUUUCAAAAUUGCACUUGCUUGGUCUGUCCAUGAAAUUUAUUCAUUAUAAUUUUUUAUUUCAACAAUUUAAUUGUUAUAAAUAUGACAAUAUUUGAGAAAUGCUUUUAAGAUGCAAACUAUAUAUAGAAGGCGUUUUUAGCUGUUUAGUGCAUAUUUGUGUUCUGUGAAUUAAGUAAGAUAUAUUAAAGUUCAUUGUUAGCAAUUAAAAGAGUAGUUUUUGUAUAUUUCAAUCAAA